UAUUAUUCCAAGCCUUGGAAGCCUCUAAUUAAAGCGAAAUUGGCAAACCCCACCAAGUAUUCAGAUUGCGUACAUUGGUGCCUCCCCGGAGUGCCUGAUGUUUGGAAUGAGCUCCUCUACGCUUACAUUUUUCAUUAUGAUAAGUUCAAAGAAAAAUUGGAACUUUGAGACUUCUUCAAUUUACACAGAAUUUGUAUAGUAAAAAGUUUGACUGUCACAUAAAAUUUUUCCUAAGGGGAAAAAUGUAACUGACACAACAAUAGGUUACAAAGUAAAAAUAAAAAAGUGAAAAAUUCUCCAUGAACCAGACAUUGAAUGAUUUUGAACUUUUAUAAUUGGAAUUGAACAUGAAGGCUUUUACAGGUUGUGGGAAUAUGGAUAUAGACAUUUUAUAAUAUGGAUCACUAGUAGUGUCACCUACUAGUUUGGUUGAAAUUUAAUUUCUCAUGUUAAUCAUGUAAUUAAGGAAGCGGGUUGCUCAUGAAGUAGCCAAUUAAGAACAAACCAAACAGAUAAAAAGAAAGCCCUAAAUUCAUGAUUGUCUAAAAGAGUGAUUUUUCAGGUGUGUAGGCCAUUAAUCUUAUUAUGAGCAAAAUUUCUAGUUAAUAAGGGAAAGAUAUAUGUAAACAUAUACAAAUUAUUUCUCAUAUAAAAUGAUAUCAGAAGUAUAAAAAUGAAGGCGUAGCGGCCAAUUCAAGCCAACAUAAAAUAAUUAGUUUUAAAGGAUCCUUUACAUGGAUUACCAAACAUUUAAAAUAGCUGGUUGGGCAUGUCUAAAGAUGAAAAAAAAAGGGGAGAAAAUUAUACUUGUGGUCUUUGUAUUUUGUAUUACGUGUCAAUUUGGUAUAUUUAGUUUCAAUUAUAUCAAUUUUUCUCCUAAAUUUUUUAUAUUGUGUCAAUUUAAUCCAAUUGAAAAUGCCUGUUAAUAAAAUGGGCAGAAAAUAAAUGGAAAAAUGAUCCACACAAAAUGGGACCAUUUUAAAUUACUCACCAACCCUUAAUCAUUUUAAAGACAGUGAAUGAAAUAUUUUGCUCAUUGAUUUCAAUCUAAUUUUUUAAAUGACAUUAUCAAUUGGACCAAAUUAACACAAUUUUAAAAAUUUAAAGAUGAAAUUGAUUAAUUAACUUGUUUUUAGGCUAAGCAUGCAAUACACAUAAUACGGUACAAUUGUUGGAUUUGGGGAUAAAUUUGUGGAGGAAAAAAUGAAAGAAAUAUAAUUUUUUUUUUUCACUUUCUCCUUUUCAAUUCUUUUCACUACACAAAUUCAAGAUCCAAGAUCCAAACAUGACGUACAAAAACGUAAAAACCUCAAGAAUUAAUAAAGUAUGGAGAAAGUUCAUAAGAUUGAAAUUAGGCUAAAAAUUAUGUGUGCGAAUCAUUUAUGUUUCACUAUGUCUAAAAUUUCCAACAAAACGUACCGUUAAUGCUCAAUUUAAGUAAUCUUAAUGGCACUUUAGUUCAUAAAGUGUCUUAGGUGCCCCAUUAAAGCUCAAUUACUUUCUUUCUUCUCAAUUAAACACAAUUUUCACCCACUAUUCAAUAAAAUGAGUAAUGUUACUUGGGUUUUGUGAAUGGACAUUACAUGGGCAAUUAAGAAGGGUAUCUUAGUCAAUUUACAAAACAAUACAUAACAUACUCUUUCUAUUGUUUGCAAGAAUCCAACCAUAUGGUUUCACUCCUAUUUUAUGAAAAAAUGUAUGAACUCAGAUAAAUGAGAAAUUGGAUGUGUAAAUUGUCCAGGCAAUAAUGAUAAUAUCAUGUACUUGAACCGAUGGCUCAGUCCUUCACAAGAAUGAAACUCGAAGCAAUUGAGAUCAAGCCAGGCCCCUCCAGCUGAGUUGAGCUCGGGUAAUGGGAAUCAAAUGGAACAUUCACUCUAUAACUUUGGUUUUUAUGGCAAUUUUGGUCCUUGGCAUUGUUUACAUUACCAGCGAAAGCAAAGGGUGGUUAGGUGAUCAAAAAAUACUAAAAACGGAGGGUAGAUCAUCAAGGCGUUGCAACUUGUUUUUGGGAAAAUGGGUAUAUGAUAACAAGUCCUACCCUUUAUACACAGAACAAAAUUGCUCAUAUAAAUUCAAUGGAUUGGCUUGUGAGAGGUCUGGGCGAAAAGAUUUGAACUACCAGCAUUGGAGGUGGCAACCUCAGGAUUGUGACAUCCCAAGGUUCACUGCUGUAGCAAUGUUGGAAAGGAUAAGGGGUAAGAGGCUUGUGUUUGUUGGGGACUCAUUAACCAGAAACCAAUGGGGUUCAAUGGUAUGCCUGCUUGAGUCAUUGAUCCCUCAAGGCCUCAAAUCUGUGUAUGCAAAUGGCAACUUUGCCACCUUCAAGAUCAUGGAAUACAACGCGUCAGUUGAGCAUUAUUGGUCACCAUAUCUAGUGGAAUCAAAGUCUGAUGAUCCUGAAGCCCACCAUUUAUCAAUGGAACAAAUUGUGAGAGUCCAGGGAAUUGAAAAGCAUGCCAAGCAAUGGACUGAUGCAGACAUACUCAUCUUUAACUCCUACCUUUGGUGGAGAAAAUCCAAAAUAAAGGUUUUGUGGGGAUCAUUUGAAAGUUCAGAUGGAAUUUACAAAGAAGUUGAGAUGUUGCGUUGCUUUGAGAUGGCUCUAGAGACAUGGUCAAAUUGGUUGGAAAUUCAUGUCAAUCGUACUAAGACUCAGUUGUUUUUCAUUACUAUGUCACCAACUCAUGAACGGGGUGAAGAAUGGGGAAAGCCUCCAAACCAAAAUUGCUACAAUGAAUCAGAACCAAUUUCAAAAGAGGUACAUUGGGGAAAUGCAACAGACUUCAAAAUGAUGCGUAUUGUAGAGAAAGCGAUAAAUGGAUUGAAAAUGAGAAGUCUGAAAGUACAAAUGAUUAACAUAACACAACUGACUGAGUACCGCAAAGACGGCCACCCAUCAAUCUAUUACUGGAAGUUUUGGAAUCCUUUUACUAAAUGGCAAUUGGCACACCCCACUAGCUAUGCAGAUUGCACACAUUGGUGUAUUCCUGGAGUGCCUGAUGUUUGGAAUGAGCUCCUCUAUGCUUACAUUUUUCACCAUGAUAAGUUCACGUAA
Messenger RNA from Camellia sinensis, 3058 nucleotides. RefSeq names its product protein trichome birefringence-like 34. The record is from RefSeq and is a predicted model, not a curated record. Gene Ontology annotation, cellular component: Golgi apparatus. Gene Ontology annotation, molecular function: O-acetyltransferase activity. Lineage: Eukaryota; Viridiplantae; Streptophyta; Magnoliopsida; Ericales; Theaceae.